AAGCGGUCUGUUUGAAUAUGUUCGUUCUGAGCAGGUUGAUCUUGCUGUCGAAUGAUUUAGCAUAGAAGGUGAUGGUGGACGAUGUGGAUAGUUCUAAUACAAAUUUGUCGCUCGUAGAAGAACAUUCUUCAACACAAAUAAGAUCAAGUUUAAGUUGUGAUAGCCCACAAAACAAACCUAAUAAUAAGACCUGGAGCAGUUCACUAAAGUGUUCUGUUUCGUGUACUUCUUUAUUACCGGUUUUCAGCAUACCUUCAGAAAAGAGUCCUUCUUCGUAUGUCUACCGCACAAAUGGUGCUGAACGUGGACUGUGUGUUGUUUUUUCAGUUGAUAAAUUCGAUCCGAUACUUUGUUUGCCACCAAGAAAUGGUUCUUUGGUUGAUAUACAAAAUAUUAAGAGAGCUUUUACGAGCCUCGACUUUAGGGUCAUAGUGCAUUCAAAUCCGACAUCCGAAAGUUUAUUUUCUUUAAUCCGAACAAUCUCAACACAAAAUCUACGCGACCAUGAUUGUUUCGCUUGUGUAAUUCUUUCUCAUGGUGAUGAGGGUGGAUUAAUAUACGCAACAGAUGGUUCUAUUCCCGUGGAUCGUAUCAUCGCUCCAUUUCGUGGAGAUCAAUGUUUGGAUUUAAGAGGCAAGCCAAAACUAUUCUUUAUCCAAGCAUGCCGUGGAAUGGCACUUGAUGACGGCGUAUUUGUUUGUGAUGGACCUUUAUCUAAUAGUAAAUCUGCGGAUGCUGCGACAACAACAAGACGGAUUCCAGUUGAGGCAGAUCUUUUCAUCGCCUAUUCAGUCCAACCAGGUUAUUACGCUUUUCGUAACUCCGUCAACGGUUCUUGGUUCAUACGAGCCUUAUCUGAUGUCUUGCUUCGGUAUGGAAAUACUUUAGAUUUGUUGAGUAUCAUGACACGUGUGAACUGUGAGGUUGCUUUUGAAUACGAGUCAACUGCAGCCAAUCCAUCAUUCUGCGGUAAGAAGCAAAUGCCAUCGUUUGUGUCUACUUUGACAAAGCACGUCAUCUUUCCACCAAAAAAACAUCGAAAUACUUCGAAACUGCUGUAAAGUUUUUAAUUCAAAGUAACUAACUAAUGGAUAUAUUCAUUAAAAUUUUUCAGAUUCGAAACAAGAAAAUAACGUGAUAUAAUUUUCUUACGGUAAAAUCCAGAGAAACAAUUUUCUAUACUUUAAAUGAUAUUUUCUCUAAAUUCCAUAUCCCUUGUGAAGUACAUGUUGAAAAUGAUAGCUAUCUAAUUUUUUGAACAAUCUGUUACAUGAUCUUCAAUUUCUUUCGAGAUAACGAUUUAUUUAAGCCUUCUAUUUGACGACCUAAAUAUUCUACUGAACAGCUAAAAAGUAUAUUUUAGUGACGUGUUUAAAUCCAUAAGAAACCUUCGAUACUGACAGUCUUAGCGUAGGAUAUAUAAAAUGGUCGAAAUAAUGUCGAGUAAAAAAAUUAGUGUUAUACUUAGAUGCUACUUCCUGCCUUUUUUUCUGACGAAUUUACUUUCCCAAACUAGAAUAUUCACCAUUUAUAUUGCAGUUAUUUCGAUUGUUACUUUUUAGACUGCUCUGUUUUUGUUCCUCGAUAUUCUUCACUGGAGUAUAUUCAUUAGUCCUAUUUGUGUGA
Molecule: messenger RNA, 1626 nt
Organism: Schistosoma intercalatum
Lineage: Eukaryota; Metazoa; Platyhelminthes; Trematoda; Strigeidida; Schistosomatidae
Source: the annotation of a GenBank genome assembly